AUGCCAUCCUCGUACGUGUGCAUUCUCCACUCCAGCAACGGCCACUACACGGACGAUCUGGUCGGCAACGCGCUGCGGUGUGUGCAUGCGCUGCAGUGCAGCGUGCGCGCCGGCGCACCUGACUUUAUUCCAUCAAUCGCCGUCUUCUUUUCGGACCCGCACAGAGGCGCCAAAUACGUCUACUCCUCGGCCGUGCCAGACCGCAACCACGCCUUGGAUCGAGUUGGGGCCACCUACCCCGUCUUGUCAGAUGCGACAGGGUCGGUGUUCUCACCCGAAGAGGACGGCGGGGGCGACGCCGCAGAGAGGACUGUCGCCUUUGCGCAGCUCUUUCGUUUGCGCUCGCCGCAAAUUCUUCAGCAAGCCGUAUUGCGGGCAGCACAGGAGCACAACAGCACCGUGCCAACCGCUGGUGCAAAGGCGGACGCAUCUUCCGUGAAGGGGUUCAGGGAGGCCCCCACUGCACCCUCGGGAUCUGCGUCGCCGUCUUCCGAUGCGGCGAACAUGUGGAGCUCUCUGGCGGGGGCACUACUGGCCUCGCUUUGCUAUCUGCGCGCGCACCCCAGCAGCGCUUUUCGGGGGGCGAAUAGGGAUGAGGCAGACGGCGAGGCCGGAGAGGCUCCUGGCGAAGCGGCUGCCGGGGACUCCACUAGCAGUGAUGCCGUGAAUUCUGCACCUCCGCCACGUAGUGCUGGAAGCGUUCUUGUGUUCAGCGACGCGAAGACAGCUGCCGUGCCGCCGUACAGUGCGGAGUGCGCUCUCGCCAUGGCAGCUGUGACAGCGAGCAAGAUGGGCGUGACUGUGUCGUGCUUCGGCGAAGCUGUGCUGCAGACCGACUCGACAGAGAACCGCCUCGUGGCGCUAGCCUCCAGCCUUGGUGGCUUCUGCGCUGGCCGGUUCAGCUUGCAUGACCUCGGCCACCUGCUGGAUGGUGCGAGUGCUGCCGUCUCGCUCAUCGGCAGCCGGGCCCGUCAGAGGCGGGAUCGGAUUGCUUCUCAGUACAUCGUGUGCCCUACUAUGCUGCCGCAGGCGCCUCUGCGAAAACGUCGCGCAGUGGAUGCUGCGUUGGCAGAGGACUCAACGGCUGAUUUCAAGAAAGUGACGACAGAAAAAGCCGAUACCGCCGCCCCCUCUGGGGCAAAGGGCGGCGAGCACGCCUCCUUCCUGGGCUGGUUGUGCCCUUCAUGCAUGGCGGUCAUCUAUCGUCCCUCAACAGAGGUCACCGGUACCGCGACUUUGGAUGCCCGCGCCGAGCACGGCGGCGGCAGCGGUACGAACCUGGCGAUGGGCCCCAGGUGUCCCUAUUGUAGCGAGGUGUGA
This is a messenger RNA of Leishmania mexicana MHOM/GT/2001/U1103, 1320 nucleotides long. RefSeq lists its product as hypothetical. The transcript has a single exon. Bases 1 to 1320 code for a protein of 439 amino acids. NCBI's taxonomy places the organism in Eukaryota, Euglenozoa, Kinetoplastea, Trypanosomatida, Trypanosomatidae. The record is from RefSeq and is a predicted model, not a curated record.